Messenger RNA from Brachypodium distachyon (stiff brome), 868 nucleotides. RefSeq names its product ATP synthase subunit d, mitochondrial. Gene Ontology annotation, biological process: proton motive force-driven ATP synthesis. The coding region runs from base 126 to 632 and encodes 168 amino acids. The transcript is spliced from 5 exons. The record is from RefSeq and is a predicted model, not a curated record. Gene Ontology annotation, molecular function: proton transmembrane transporter activity. NCBI's taxonomy places the organism in Eukaryota, Viridiplantae, Streptophyta, Magnoliopsida, Poales, Poaceae.
AUCGAAUCACCAUUACCCAUUGGCUUCCUAAUCUGAGGUAAGAACGGAGGAGAAAUCUUAGCGGCGGCGGCGCGGCCUCGAAGAGAGAGUGACCAGACGGGAAGGAGAUCCGAGCAAAGCCGAAGAUGAGCGGGACGGUGAAGAAGGUGGCGGACGCCGCGUCCAAGGCCGGGAAGGCGAUCGACUGGGACGGCAUGGCGAAGAUGCUCGUCUCCGAGGAGGCCCGCAAGGAGUUCGCCAACCUCCGCCGCACCUUCGAGGACGUCAACAACCAGCUCCAGACCAAGUUCUCCCAGGAGCCAAAGCCAAUUGACUGGGACAUGUACAGAAAAGGAAUCGGAUCGAAAGUUGUGGAUAUGUACAAGGAGGCUUAUGAUAGUAUCGAGAUCCCCAAGUAUGUUGACACUGUCACUCCUGAGUACAAGCCUAAGUUCGAUGCUCUGUUAGUCGAAUUGAAGGAAGCAGAACAGACAUCUCUGAAGGAAUCAGAGAGGAUAGAGAAGGAGAUUGCUGAAAUGAAGGAGAUGAAGAAAAAGAUCAGCACAAUGACAGCAGACGAGUACUUUGAGAAGCACCCUGAACUCAGGAAGAAGUUCGAUGAUGAGAUCCGUAACGAUAACUGGGGAUACUAGAUAAUGGCGAAACUCCCAGCUCCUUUACUGGAAUAUUUAAUAAUACUUCUUUGUCCUGAUACACAUCGAAGGUUCACCAUCAAACUUCGGUGAAUUCCAUAACAUGCGGACAGGGCUUGUUGAAAUUCCAACAUUACUCUGCUUUUUGUACCUUCCAUUACUCGUUUUGAGGCUCAUCAGCUCAUUCUUAUGAAUUUUUGUCUCGCUGUUGGUUCUGCCAUGGCUUGAUUCCUCCA